Molecule: messenger RNA, 2727 nt
Organism: Penicillium malachiteum
Lineage: Eukaryota; Fungi; Ascomycota; Eurotiomycetes; Eurotiales; Aspergillaceae
Product: alpha-L-rhamnosidase
Exons: 1
Coding region: 1-2727 (908 amino acids)
Biological process (GO): carbohydrate metabolic process
Source: RefSeq, a predicted model, not a curated record
AUGAAUGAAUUCAGUCCCAUUUCCCUCGGACCACCAACGUUUGACAAUCGCGUGGACGGUUUCGGAAUACAGAACACCACGCCUGACAUUUCAUGGCAGUUUGUCUGCAGUGACCGAGAGAGCAGAGGGUGGAAACAGCACGCCUAUGAGAUAGAAAUUCAGCGAAAUGGAUUACCAGAACAUUAUCGAGUGGACUCUCCUCAGUCCGUCCGGGUGCCUUGGCCAAGCUCUCCUUUACACUCCAGAGAAGGGGUCUUAGUUCGGGUGAGAUCUAUCGGUAGCUCACAAGAUCGUCAGCAGCCUACUCCAACAGAAUGGUCUGCAUGGUCAUCAGUCGAGGUGGGCCUGCUGGAUCAAAGUGAAUGGCAGGCCCGGUUAAUUACUGGACAACAAGAAACCUCUCCUGAUAAACCUAUUCGUCCACUUCUACUCAGAAGGUCAUUUGAAGCAUCUUCAAAUAACGGCAAGAUUCGACGUGCAAGACUUUAUGUUACCGCUCAAGGUGUUUAUCACAUCUAUCUCAAUGGAACGCGCGUGGGCGAUUAUUUUAUGGCUCCUGGAUUUACCUCAUACCGCUUUCGAUACAACUAUCAUAUUUUUGAUGUGACCGAUCUCAUUCUCUUCGAUAAAGUGAAUAUGCUGGCAGCAGAGAUCGGUGAAGGCUGGUUCGCGUCUCAACUGUGGAGGGAGGGUCGGCAGAUCUACGGCAAGGAUAUCGGUCUAAUCGCACAGCUGGAAAUCACAUUCGAAGAUGAGAGCCCACCUCUAUUGAUUACAAGCGACAAGGAAUGGGAAUGGAACGUGGGACCCAUGCUGAGCAGUGAGAUAUACGAUGGUGAGGUUUUUGAUAUGUUGUCGGAGCAGCCUGGUUGGAAGACAGGCUCUCCUGCCCAACCUGGCACACAAUGGACUCCAGUGACUGUUCUUCCUCUUCCCUCGGCCACACUCACUUUGCCUGAGGGACCGCCAGCUCGAGCCACAGAAACCAUACCACCACAGAAGAUUUUUCGAUCUCCGUCUAGAAAGUUACUGUUGGACUUUGGUCAGAAUUUGGUGGGCACACUACAAAUUCGAUCAUUGACGAAGCCGGUUGGCCAUCGUGUGGCAUUUAGACAUGCCGAAGUUCUGGAACGUGGUGAAAUCGGAAUGCGUCCCCUCCGAGCUGCCAAAUGCACCGAUACCAUCAUCUGCUCUGGUAAAGAGCUCAAAGAAUGGUCGCCAAGCUUUACAUUUCAUGGAUUCCGGUUCGUCGAAGUGACCGGGUGGUCUCCAGAAGAUGACUCGUGUCCAUUGACAGCCGAUAAGGUAUGCGCAGUAGUCAUUCAUAGUGAUAUGCCUCGCAUAGGCUGGUUUUCAUGUUCUGAUAGUCAAAUCAACCGACUUCACGAGAAUUCUGUGUGGAGUAUGCGAGGUAAUUUUCUCUGGAUUCCGACAGACUGUCCUCAGCGGGACGAGCGUCUGGGUUGGACGGGUGAUAUUCAAGUAUUCAGCCCGACAGCUAAUUUCCUCUACAAUACAAAUGGAAUGCUGGCCGAUUGGCUAGCUGAUCUGGUCUUGGAGCAAGACGAUGAUAAUGGUGUUCCGCCAAUGAUCAUACCCAAUGUUCAAUUCGCAAAGGAGUCUCGUCCACCCCAGGCUGUGUGGGGAGAUGCUUCUAUCUUAGUUCCGUGGGCCCUUUAUAAGUGGUUUGGAGAUCCAACAAUUUUAAAGAGACAAUACAAGAGCAUGAAAUCUUGGCUGGAUCGUGGCUGCUCACGAGGUGAAGAUGGAUUGUGGACUACAUCGCUUUGGCAGCAUGGAGACUGGCUAGACCCAUCUGCUCCCCCAGAGGAUCCUGGAAACGGCCAAACCGACGGAGUCUUUGUCGCAGAUGCCUACCUUGUUUAUGUGACUGGUGUUUUGAGCGAGAUAUCCGGCAUUUUGAGCGAACCGGACGAUCAGGAACGAUAUAGCGCAGAUCAUGCUCGCCUGAAACAAGCUUUCCAGCAGAAAUAUAUCACACCAAAAGGUAUGGUGAUGUGCGACACGCAAACAUCCCUUUCUCUUGCCUUGAAGUUCUGCCUUUUUGAAACGCAAGCCCAAGUCGCAGCUGCUGGGGAUCGAUUAGCUCGGAAAGUCCGCUUUGCCAAAUUUCGAGUUGCGACUGGAUUUGCGGGUACGCCAAUUGUUACCCACGCACUAAGCAAAACAGGCUGGCAUCAAAUCGCCUACCGCAUGCUUUUGGAAACAAGUUGUCCGUCAUGGCUUUACCCAGUCACCAUGGGGGCUACCUCAACUUGGGAGAGAUGGAAUAGUAUGUUGCCUGAUGGAACAAUCAACCCAGGACAGAUGACUAGCUUCAAUCAUUAUGCUCUCGGUUCCGUUGCCAAUUGGCUACAUGAGAAAAUCGGUGGGCUAAGCAUACUUGAGCCAGGUUGGAAGGUUUUCAAAAUCAGACCUAUUCCAGGAGGAACUAUCACCAGCGCACAGAUUCAGUACGAAAGUCCAUAUGGGCGAAUUAAAUGCUCCUGGACUUUGGAAGGCUCAGCCUUUUCAAUGGCUAUUUUAAUUCCUGUAAAUUCUUCUGCGUGGGUCUUUUUGCCAGACCAGGACGAUGAGAAGCUUGAGAAUGGAGUUCUUUUGGAUUCUGGUCAAUAUGAAAUUGGUUGUAUUUUUGACAGCGGACCUUGGCCUCCUCAGCCUUUGGAGACUUUAUUCAAACCACCAGCGAGGAAGAUAAUUGAAUGA